This is a messenger RNA of Corticium candelabrum, 7938 nucleotides long. RefSeq names its product leucine-rich repeat serine/threonine-protein kinase 1-like. The record is from RefSeq and is a predicted model, not a curated record. The transcript has 19 exons. Gene Ontology annotation, molecular function: protein binding; protein kinase activity; ATP binding. The coding region runs from base 6 to 7826 and encodes 2606 amino acids. Lineage: Eukaryota; Metazoa; Porifera; Homoscleromorpha; Homosclerophorida; Plakinidae. Gene Ontology annotation, biological process: protein phosphorylation.
GCAGAAUGGCUGCUGCGUCUGCGAACUACGAAAGAGCUAGCCUGGUUGCUUUGGUACGUGGCGAUGUUGAUAAAUUGGAUGAAUUGUUGAUAGCAAGACCAGAUCUCAUUCACCAUCGCUUCAAGAACCGAGGAAAUCGCACUUUGCUUCACAUCGCUGCGCAAGAGGGCUCGACAUCGUGUCUCAAAAAGCUGCUCUCCAUCCACGGAUGCAACCCUGAUGCCAGGUCUGACUACAAAGACAGUGGACAGACGGCUCUACAUCUGGCUACUUUAUCAGGAAUGGCAGAGUGCGUGCAGCUGCUGUUGAACCACAAUGCAAACCCUCUUCUUCGAGACACGAGAGGCAAACACACACCUCUAGAAAUAGCUAAAAGCAAGCGUUUUUUCCGAUGCUCCAAAUUGCUGGAGGAAGGUGAAGCAACUUAUGGAAGAAACAUUCUUCAAGAUGAAAAAGUGCAAGAAGAUGUGGCAGCUGCUCGCACUGAGUUGGAAACCGCAUGCCUGAAUAAUUCUGUAAGUGGUGUAAAACAAGCUCUUGACAAGCACUCAAAGAGAAUACUGAAGAAGGCAAUUUAUGAGCCAAUAGAUGAAACAAAACAAAGCCUUGUUCUUUGGCUUGCAAAGGCUGAUCGUCAUUUGUUUUUAUCAAUGUGUAUCAGUCAUGUUGGUUCACCUCCUCUUUUGUCUGAUGCAAGUUUACUGCACUUUGCUUGCCGUUACUGCAGUAAUCAAGUAAUAUCUACAGUAUUUAGUUACUUUCCCGGUAUGGUUAAUCUAACUGACAAUGAGAACUCAACUCCUCUUCAUGUGGCUACAUCUCUAGAUAAAGUAGACAUAGUCAAGCUUUUCCUUACACCCUGUGUUGCAGCUGGUGAUGGUGAAGAUGUGGAUCGAUCACUGGUCAUGUCAGACUUGAAUGUGCUAGACAAAUAUGGACGCAGCCCUUUGUACUUGGCAUGUGAGAAUGGCAGCAUUUCUGUGGCAGAAUUGCUUCUUGUAGAAGCUAGUAAACGCAAAGCAACUCCUACCAAUACCACAUCACCCAUCAAUGUAAAUUGCUUUGCUAAGACAGGCCGCACACCACUUCAUGAGGCUGUUUGGAAUGGCGGACGUAAAUUAGUAGAGAUGUUGCUAGAACAUGGAGCAGAUGUGCACGCUUUGGCUAGUCCCACUUAUGAGGCAGAGAGAAUCAUUGACAAAGCAGCAGACUGUGCAUUGGAGAAUCAAAGACAUGAACCAGAUAAAUUGUUUGGUCAUCCAGGUAGUGCAGUUACUAGUGAUGAUGGUGUAGGCAAUCAAUCCCGAUCUGUUGAUUGCCUUGAUGACUAUAAUGACUGCAGUCAUUUUGAAGACACCGCAAUGGUCAGUUCAAGCAAUAAUCUGCUAGACAGUCUUUCUGGUGAAGACCUAGAACAAGAGACACAUAGAACCUCCUCUUCAACAUGUCAUCACUUUCAUAAACAGAAUGGAAACAGAUUAGGAAUCAAAGGUAGACGUUCUGUCAGUGCAGCAGCUUUGGAGCACAAAAAGACUGAUACAAACAAAGUCGGUCCACUUGUAGAGGCAUGUGUACGAGGCAAAGUAAAAAUAGUAGACUGCUUACUACGAUGGGGUGCAACUGACAAACAUGGACUUGCCUUAUGUGUUUCAAUGUUUAAGAGUUAUGAGAUAAUAACAAAACGAUUGUUGUCUCGUCAAAAUAGAAUACGUUCAAGGGAGAUGCGAGGAGAACAAGACAAAAUUAACAAGACCAAUGCUAUUGCCAUUUCUUGGAGAGGUUUGCGUUUGGUAAAGAUUGACCCAGAAUGGCUCAGUAGUGAGUAUUUGAAUGAAAGUAAAAACGGUAGUGAAGACUGUCCGUGUCUCAUUGAUACGCUUGAAGAUGCUGUGUCACCAGCUGUUACUCUGUAUUUUGAACAAUCAUGUCAGCAGCAUCUAGAAAUGAAUCAGCUAACACCUAUAACGUGGCUGAAUUUAAGAUCAAAUCGACUGUUGCAAGUGCCUGUAGAAGUGUUUCGAAUAGACAACUUGCUCUUUCUAGACGUGUCCGACAACUUACUCACUGAGCUGCCUGGUGGCUGCCAGUUAGAUGGUGAACUGCAAAGAUGGACCUGCAAGUCAUUAUCUUCUUUGAAUGUGAGCAGGAAUAGAUUGGUGGCUGUACCUCAGUGUCUGUUGUCAUUGACUGAGCUCACUAACUUGAAUUUGGCUAAAAAUCAGCUGACAUGUCUAGAAGAAUCUAGUAAAGAAAACAUGGCUUCUGACGUAUGGCACAAGCUGAAGACUUUAAAUGUAAGUGAAAACCAUCUUAGAAUGCUGCCAUCACUAGUGUUUCGCUGUCCAUUACUAGAAGAACUAAAUGUUAGCAAAAAUGAGAUAAAUAAUAUUCCUGCUAGUUUGUGGACAGCACCUUUCCUUCGUUCACUAAACCUGUCGGACAACCUUCUAUCAACUCUUCUUGAUAAAUCACUGGCAUUGGAAAAAGAACUGAGAAAAACCUUAUCUUCAACUAGUUCUUCGACUAAGUCUCGGUUUAAUGGUGUUGACUCUAAUGAUUGGACAACUGAUGCAUAUACGGAGAAAGUAUUGACUAGUAGUUCAUGGGUUGAGGUUACUAAGCAAAGUGUCAAUCCAUUGUCUGGACGUUUACAUGGCAACAAUGAGUUUGAGAUAGUUAGCAAGGGUACAACUCUGAUGCCUGGCGAAGAAAAACCGGAGUUGACAUCCUAUUGGCCCAUUAGUGAAGAUGCAUCAGAAGAGAAAUUGACAGAGAAUGAGUCAGGGCUAAGGUCACUCAAUUUGUCACGCAACAAGUUUGAUAGACCUCCUAUAGGUUUGGCUUGUCUUGCUCCUAAUCUCAUUGAAUUGGAUCUGUCUCAUAAUAAAUUGUAUCAACUUGGCUCUUUGUGUCAGUAUCCUGCUCAGCUUAGAACUCUCAAUCUUUCUAACAAUCAGCUUGUGACUACAAAAGUGCAAGUAUUACGACACCACAUGUGCUAUAGCAUUGACAAAGAUGAUACGGCUGAAGACAGCCAUUGUGCUCAUCAAUAUCACCAGACUUUGACUAAGUUGAAAAAACUAAACUUGAACUACAACAAAUUGUCGUCUGUCCGUUUGCAGUUGCCUGAAUCAGCAAUGAAAAGUCGAAUGCGAUUGCGCAGUGCUCAUCAUCGAGAUAAUCAAGGAGAGGACCAACUAAGCCUGCUUUUUCCCUCUCUAGAAGAGCUACUGAUAGCUCAAAAUGGAUUGACGUCUUUGCCAUCAUCCUUGGGACUUCAAAAACAUCUUCGUAUACUGCACGUGAAUCAAAAUCCUGAUCUAGCUGAGCUGCCUUUGCAACUUGGGCGUCUCAAGGGUGUUAUCUACGAUUUGUCACUAGAUGCCAAUCAAAUGCUUGUUCCUCCGCCUGCAAUAGCAACAGGGAAUCCACGGCAAAUUUUAACAUACCUCUACUCUCUUGAACAAGAAUCUAAUGAACAUCGGCAGCUAAAGCUAACUGUUGUUGGUUAUGAAAGACGUGGGAAGACCAGUCUUCUUAAAAGGCUUCAACGUGAUAAAGCAAAUAAGAAGCAGCCAUCUACUAAAGGAAUUGAUGUCCGAGAAUGGACUCUGCAUGCCCCUCGAGGUUCUAAGUGGACUCAUCGAAAGCCUGGAAAGCAAGAUCAUGUCAUUUUCAUCACUUACGACUUUGCAGGACAAAAUGAGUAUUAUGCUACUCAUCAGUGCUUUCUGUCUGAGCAAUCACUGUAUGUGGUGGUAUGGAAUGUUAUGGGUGGAGAAGAAGAAUUGAUGCGCAUCGGACAGUGGCUGAUGAAUAUUCAGGCUCGAGCUCCUGGAUCUCCUGUCAUUAUUGUUGGGACACAUGUAGAUAUGCUACAAGGAAAGGAAUCUAGACGAUACCUACAGCGCAUGAAUACAAUUAUGAAGACUACUUACCAAGAAAGCUCAUCGAAGCAAUUUCCAGCUGUCUUGGGUAUGGUGGAGGUUAGCUGUACAGCAAAGUUUUCCAAUGGCAUAGAAGACCUGAGGAGAUUAAUCUACGACGUGGCUGUAAAUCUGGAAAUUGACAGCAAGGGAAAAGUACUAUUUAAGAGAGAACAUAAAGAAGGAACCCACUUGCUGCUUCAACAGAAAGUACCUGCUAGUUACUUCAAGCUACAAGAAAUUGUGAAGAAAAAGGCUGCUUCUCUCAUAAGCUCCAAGGACGAUCCAAUUGUGGAUGAACACAGUUUCAGGAGCAUGUGUCAAUCAUUGUUUGAAGAUGAUGAGGAAAUGAACCAGGCUGUUGGGUUUUUACAUCAAAGAGGGGUUUUGCUCCACUACCGUGAACCUGCAUUAUCGAGCAUGUACUUUCUAGAUCCUCAGUGGCUUAGUAAGAUGCUGGCUAAUGUCAUUACAACGCACGAGGAGAAUUCUUACAUUGCUUGUGGUUUAAUCAAACGAGAAGAUUUAAUCAAUUUAUUUAAAGAUUGUCAAAUUGCGGAGGAUAAGCUAAAAGUAUUUAUUAGUUUGAUGAGUAAAUUCGAAGUGGCUAUGCCUUUGAGUGACAACUCUCUUUUGAUUCCAUCACAUCUUCCAUCCAGUUUGGAGGAGAGCAGUCUAGUUCGUUCUACACUGCUUGAUCAUUCUUUGAAGCAAUCUUCAGUUGGGUUGUGUUUACCAGAGACCCAGUCAAACUGUGUUCCUUCUGAAAACCAGGAGCUUCAGCAGCAAUUUUCCCACCAAGCUGAAGUAGAUGUACAACUACCAAGAGAUCAUUUAGUAAAUCAGUCAGCAAAGAACGCAAAAGAUUGCCAUUUGGAAAAUACUGUAACAAGAGACAAAUUGCGUUCACAUUUUCGGUUGUGGGUAAUGAGUUACAUUCCCAGCGGUUUCUGGCCAAGACUAACUUGUAAAAUAACACUAGACAACCGACUAAAGCAAGCUCUUGCUGUAGAAAUUUCAGACACUGAACAGAUAGAUGGUGAAAAGAAUAAGAACCAAUUUUGCAUGGCCGACUGGUUGUUGUCUUCUUCCGGCAUUCAGUUGUUUAGUGGUGAUCUGCUCAUUUUGGAACUUUGCCAAAAGGCGGCUCCUUGUGUUGAAGGAAUUUCUGAAUUCAGUAAUUCAAAACAAUUUCAUCUAGGUUGCUCUGUACAGCUCACCAUAUUUGUUGACAACCUAUGUCGACUACAGUAUAAGAGGGAAGUGAUGGCUGUGACACAUCUUGAAAGUACACAGAAUUUGUACUUGGACCCGUCAAAUGUAGAUAUGAAUACGAUGACAAUGGCCCAACGAGUUGCAGCUGAGAUUCUGGUAAUUGUGUCACGACAUAUUCAUUCCCUUAUUAAUGAUUGGUAUCCUGGCCUUGUGGACUUUGUUCAUUGUAUUAUACCAUGCACUCAGUGUAUGCUGGUACUGCCACAAAGUCAAGUAGACUUUCUAGAGCAACCACAGACAGAAGAGACUGCACUUUCUCUGUCUUGUGUUGGGUUAGCAAAGAUGCAAAAUUCAAAUGCAAUUUUACCAGAUACUUCUACCAGCUCUACAUGCGGCAGCAGUACUGAGCCAAAUGAAAGCACAAGCAGUUCCAUAACUACUGAUGACACAGGCUAUGGCACUAUUGAAAAUCCCUUUCGUCUCAGAUCAGAAAGCUGGGUCAAUGUUGGUUCUUUGGCAUGGAGUGAGUUUCUUGGACGUUCUGUCGAUGGGAUUACAUUUGAAACUGGAGUUGGGAAAUCUAAGAAAGAAUUUCGAUGUAAGAAACAUGGAUUAAUCAGCUUGGCAUCAGCAGCUCCAGAUUUGGUAUUUGCUGAUCUUCCUCCUGACAUCCACAUCAUUUCUCCAGAGUCGCCUUCUCUUUACAUGGACGAGCUUGACCAAACUUUGCUUGGCAGUGGAGGAUUUGCCAGUGUUUAUCGAGCUAGGAUGCAAGAUGCAGAAACUGGCAGAACUCACAAAGUUGCUGUCAAAGUUUUUCAUAAGGGUACAUCCGAUGGUGGAAAUAAAUACAAUAAUCCGAUACUUCAAGAAUACAAUGAAAUUCGCAAAGAGCUUGACAUUCUAAUUCACUUUAGGCACAACAACAUUGUGCUGCUUCGAGGAGUUGGACUGAACCCUUUAUCUCUGAUCUUAGAGUGUGCUGACAGAGGUAAUUUGGAGGAAGUUAUAAAUGUCUUUAGAGAAGCUGGAGUUCAACUUAGGAUUACGACAGUCCAGCAAACACUGUCUCAGGUGGCUGCUGCUGUUUCUUACUUGCACGACCAAACAAUAAUUCAUCGUGACCUGAAGCCUGAGAAUGUGUUGGUAUGGUCUUUCCCAUUUGCACAUCAAGAUGAAGAUCAAAUCCAGCACAAAGUUCGGGUAAAACUAUCUGACUAUGGCAUUAGUCGAAUUGCUGGACACCUGGGAAGCAGAGAUGAUGGGGCCCAUAGUCCUCGUUAUACAGCUCCUGAGUUGCUUCAACAUGCUGGACAAGUAUCCUACAGUGACAAGGUUGAUGUGUUCUCCUUUGGAAUGUUGGCAUACUAUGUCAUUUCAAUGAAACGUCCUUUAUGGAAGCUUGAAGGACGUGAAGCAGACAAAGCUAUCAGGCUUGGAAAGCGUCCAGAACAAUCCUUGAAGGAGCAGCAUGUAAAUGCGAUAAUACAUGAUAUGAUGUUGGCAUGCUGGAAACAGGAACCAGGCUCCCGUCCAACUAUGAAAGAGGUAGAGUCUGUUAUCAAUUCUCCUGCUUUCUGCAGAGUGUCAAAAGUCGUGUCCACACCCGUUGCAGCAAACUCACUAGUGACUGCCUGUCACUGGGGUGGAGAGGGAGGUGUGGAAUGGUUAUGGUUGUGUGGAGGUAACAGAACACAAGGCAGUGUGUUGUCAUUAAACACAGUCAACAAGACUGUAGUAGAAUUUAGUGCAGUGUGCAAUUCAAAGAUUGUUUCUGUCUGUGUUGUCAAUAACUCAGUGUGGCUCGGAACACAUUUUGGUAACAUAGUCGUCUACAGAUUGUGUGGUGAUGGGUCAGCCAAAUUGGCUAUCAGUCAAAACUUGUGUUCCCCUAAUCCGGUAGUUGCCCUCCAGCACAGUACUUCAUAUCGUUUAGUUGCUGUUGCUUUACCUGGAGGAGCACUUUACCUCUACAACGAUCAAGUGACUGAUACUGACAAAUUGGUACCAAAAAUUAGUAUUGAAAGCGCUGGGAGUGAAGCUUGUUGCAUUCAGUUUGUGAUUCAUUGUGAUGCAUUGGAAAUUUGGUGCGGUCUUCGAUCGUCAGCAAUUGCUGGAUUUGUAGCUCAGCAAGACACAAGUAAAAAUGAAGUGACUGUGAAGUUAUUAAACAUAAUAAAUCCCUCAGAAAGUGGAAAGUCUUAUCCUUACAGUCAUGCAGUAGCUUGCUUUCAAGAAUCAGAAGGAUACAGUGGUACGAGGAUCUGGUUUGGACAAAUUCGACGAUCACAACUAACAUGGGUUGAUAGAGUGGGAGCAAUUGUUCACACAGGCAAGCUCGAAGUGGGAAACUUUGUUCAUGACGCUGAAAGUAAAAACGAACGAUCAAGGCUCAACAUCACAGCGAUGUCACAUUGGAGAGAAGAAUUGUUUAUAGGCAUGGAAGGCGGCUACAUAGUCGUCCUUGAUUCAUUCAAGUGCACUUGCCAGGCAGUGCUACAUCUCUAUAACUCCAAGGUAUUGCAUAUAAUACCACUAGCACCAACAACUUUGAAAUCGAAAGACAAAUAUCAGAUUUUCUCCUGUGGGAUUGGGUUCAAAAGUCUUAGUAAGGAAGUCUCGAGAGAAAAUAGCAGCAAUAAGGACACUGCUGACAUUAUAACAUGGGAAGGAGGGCUAUGGUAGUAAUUACAGACUGAUUUAGGAUUUUGAUGUAGGCUAGCAGAACACUUCGUUUUGCAUGAGUUAUGGUAAUCAGACAUUUCAGUUUGAACACGUUUUUGUAUUUUGUAAAUGG